This is a messenger RNA of Pseudocercospora fijiensis CIRAD86, 507 nucleotides long. RefSeq lists its product as uncharacterized. Bases 1 to 507 code for a protein of 168 amino acids. The transcript is spliced from 7 exons. The record is from RefSeq and is a predicted model, not a curated record. Lineage: Eukaryota; Fungi; Ascomycota; Dothideomycetes; Mycosphaerellales; Mycosphaerellaceae.
AUGGACGAGCAUUUCAAUAUACAAAACGAAUCGCAUUGGCGAGGGCUCGGCUUUCCUGAAGUUUUGAGCCGAUCGGACUCAUCAGUACGGAGACAGCACGCGGGAAUAACUGCCGUGAAGACCAGCGUUGCUACAAGCAGCUUUGGCAGCGAAGCAAAGCAGGACUCGCCUUUGGCCGGACUUCACAGCGAUGCGGCAGUGCUAUCGAAUGCUGCGGAUAGCCGUCACACAGCGAGUUCAAUCGACGAUGAAUGCGAAGUUGUAGGAGCUAGACCGACCGGGGUGUUAAUGCUUGGUGCUGCAGUGGAAGGCUUCAUGUAUGGUGUUGCACGCCGGCGAGAGGACGUUGGUAUGCAGAUGUGCAGGCCGGCAGGUGCAGUCGACGGGCGGUGCUGGGGUAUGAUCAGGUGGCGGCCUCCUAAUCCGUGGAAAUUAGCGACUGGCGAGCUCAUUACGUGCUACCAGCAUCCCGCUAGGACUGACGAAUCAUCAAGGGAGGGAAUAUAG